This is a messenger RNA of Neoarthrinium moseri, 900 nucleotides long. RefSeq lists its product as uncharacterized. Lineage: Eukaryota; Fungi; Ascomycota; Sordariomycetes; Amphisphaeriales; Apiosporaceae. The transcript has a single exon. The coding region runs from base 1 to 900 and encodes 299 amino acids. The record is from RefSeq and is a predicted model, not a curated record.
AUGCAGCUUUCGACAGUUCUUCUCAACGCUGCCCUCCUCUUCUCUUCUCUGGGAGGCGCAACCACGGUCGACGGCCACGAGGAUGUGUUGGAGGUUCGCGCACCGCCCAAGCCCAAGCAGCCUAUGCCUGGCCUUGGAGAGUUCAAGGCCCAAAUGGAGCACAUCGAUGAGAACACUUGUGUGUUCUACUCCGGCCUAGGCGCUGGCAGUGAGGGCAAGGUCAAGAAGCUGCGCGACGAGCGGGACUACCUUAGGGGCUACAAGAUUCUGGACGAGCGCUGGACGGACAGAAACUUCAUCAAGAACCUGAAGCGUUUCAACGGAACUCCCAAGCAGUUCUUCGCUCAGGCCUCCCUUGCACUGGCACAGUCCUGCUCGGGUGUUGUCUACGUGUUUCUGCCUGAGGGAGAUGGCCUCAACUGGGACGCUGGUACCAUCUGGGACCAGCAGGAGUGGCCCGGUCUUCCUAAGGGCGCCGGAGUGACUGAGGUCAUCCGCUUGAACGCGAACGACGCCAGCCACAAGGAGACCAUCUACAAGCAGCCCGGCACCAAGCGCGCCAAUGAGCAGUGCAGCAUCAGCCUGACUCAGUGGGAUCAGGACAAGACCACGAACAGCGACCGCAACCGCUUCGCCCUCGAGUUCGACGUCAAGAACGCUGCCGGAAACGUCAUUGGCCACCAGACCAGAGUCUCUGUCGGUGACUGGACCCCCUUCAGCUGGCUCGGUGGCAACCUGUUCUCCAGCGGACUCGUCGUCAUUCCCAACGACAACAAGGUUUCUUUCUGGUUCCUCGGUGUCUUCUGGCAGUCGAGCGACGACCGAUGCAAGGUCGGCAACUGGGUCGACGGCACUGGCGAGUCCCGCAACCGUGAGAUUGUCUGCAACUUCGCCUGUUAA